AAGGUGAAGGCACUAGGUGGUGGUAGCGACUCAACUCGACACUUGCACGCCGGUCAAAGGUUAAAACUGAAUUACGUUCGGCCGUCGUUGGUUAGCUGAAAAUGGCUAAACAUCACCCAGAUUUGAUCUUCUGUCGAAAACAAGCGGGUGUCGCUAUCGGGAGACUUUGCGAGAAGUGUGAUGGGAAGUGUGUGAUCUGCGACUCUUACGUGCGACCGUGCACGCUGGUGCGUAUUUGUGAUGAGUGUAACUACGGCUCCUAUCAGGGGCGCUGUGUGAUCUGCGGAGGUCCCGGCGUGUCUGACGCUUACUACUGCAAAGAGUGCACCAUCCAGGAGAAAGAUCGAGAUGGCUGUCCCAAGAUCGUAAACCUGGGCAGCUCCAAGACAGAUCUGUUCUAUGAAAGGAAGAAGUACGGCUUCAAGAAGAGGUGAAGACAGGAGAAACACCGAGUUCAUAGUCGUUUUUUUUUUUUCCAAAAACUUUUUCUUAAUAAAAUGUUUUUUCUA
Messenger RNA from Nothobranchius furzeri (turquoise killifish), 509 nucleotides. It is a transcript of the gene phf5a, whose product is annotated as PHD finger protein 5A. NCBI's taxonomy places the organism in Eukaryota, Metazoa, Chordata, Actinopteri, Cyprinodontiformes, Nothobranchiidae. Gene Ontology annotation, biological process: mRNA splicing, via spliceosome. The record is from RefSeq and is a predicted model, not a curated record. Gene Ontology annotation, cellular component: precatalytic spliceosome; U12-type spliceosomal complex; U2 snRNP.